GAUUGAUGAUGCACCGACAGCGUCCAGUUGUCUUGAGAAACUGGUGCCGCGGCUUCAGAGGGGGAAAUAGGCAUGAGAGCGAACGCGAGACAUCGAUCACUCUGUCCCCUCACUCCUUCACACCUUCAGGAGUGUUAAAAUAAACGCCUUUUUGCCCGACGGCUGCCGUGAGCGAUUUCGUCACACCUGCAUGAGGUCACAAGCAGUCACUACCGCACAGGGACAGACCCCGGGAGAGGCGAGUUCUGAGUGAAAGGAAAAGGGCGGGGCUGAAGUCGAGAGGUUGGGCUGUGUCCGGCUUGUUGCUGUCACAGAGGCUAGCCCCCUCUCGUCUGAAAUGGCUACUGUCCAUUGUCUCUGCUGCUCGGGAUUUCUCCAGAGACAGCACCUUGCCUAUUUCCUAGCAAACCCACACUAUGGCAGCCUCAUUAAUGCAGAUGGCCAUGCUGAAGUAUGGACAGAUUGGAAUGAUACAUCCAAGUUUUUCCAGUAUGGAUGGAGAUGUACCACCAAUGAGAAUGCCUAUUCAAACUGUACCCUGAUGGGAAACUGGAACCAGGAAAGAUAUGACCUAAGGAAUAUUGUGAAGCCCAAACCCUUGCCUUCCCAGUUUGGACACUACUUUGAAACAACAUAUGAUAUGAGCUAUAACAACAAAAUGCCACUUUCAACUCAUAGAUUUAAGAGAGAGCCUCACUGGUUUCCAGGACAUCAACCAGAACUGGAUCCUCCUCGGUACAAAUGCACAGAAAAGUCAACUUACAUGACCAGCUACUCAGAGCCUCAAACUGGGCAUCACUUCCCAUAUAUGUGGAAUCGUAGUAACUGCCAAUUUCAGGGUCCACGGCUCUAAGAAAGAAUAAGAACCUUCAUUUUUCCUAGAGUAAAUUGUAGGAGGGAGCACAUUCUAAGCACAACUAAGAAUCUAGCUGACUAUAACAGUUUCACUCUCUGAAUAAAGAAAGAACAGAAAAAUA
Neogale vison (American mink) is the source of this 977-nucleotide messenger RNA. RefSeq names its product chromosome 7 C11orf1 homolog (gene CFAP68). The coding region runs from base 338 to 853 and encodes 171 amino acids. The record is from RefSeq and is a predicted model, not a curated record. Lineage: Eukaryota; Metazoa; Chordata; Mammalia; Carnivora; Mustelidae. Gene Ontology annotation, cellular component: nucleus. The transcript has 4 exons.